This is a messenger RNA of Aspergillus steynii IBT 23096, 790 nucleotides long. Its product is annotated as PLAC8 family protein. The coding region runs from base 170 to 613 and encodes 147 amino acids. The transcript has 3 exons. NCBI's taxonomy places the organism in Eukaryota, Fungi, Ascomycota, Eurotiomycetes, Eurotiales, Aspergillaceae. The record is from RefSeq and is a predicted model, not a curated record.
GUUCUUUCUUUUGGUUGUUUGUUUUUUGGUUGAGAGAUAGGUUUAAUUCGUCGCUCUUUUAUCAUAUCAUAUCGUCUCUUGCAUACUAUACUAUACUGUUCUCUACUCUACAGAACGUAUAUCCAACCACUUACCUACUACACUACACCACAUCUAAUAUCAUCUCACAAUGGGCGCCCCCGAAGGUCACGAACACAACCAUGAAUGGACCCAUGGGUUCUGGGACUGCUGUUCCCCAGCUGGAACAUGCUUCAUGGCCUGCUGCUGUCCCUGCCUCCUCUACGGAAAAGUAUCCUCGCGGAUGGAAGACCCCGCGCUGAAAGAAUACAGCAAGAUGAAUGGAAGCUGCUGCGUCUACGCCCUAACCUCCUACUGCGGCCUCUACUGGAUCUUCCUGAUGCUGAAGCGCGGCGAGAUGCGCCACCGCUUCGGCAUCGGCGGCAACGGCUGCAAGGACUGCAUGGCCGCGUUCUGCUGCCCCUGCUGCGUGCUCAUGCAGCAGGAAAAGGAGGCCGUCGCGCAGUCCGAGAAGAUCGAGCAGGCCGGCGGUGCGGCGGCUGGGUAUCAGGCGCCGGCCGGGAUGGCGUAUCCGGCUUCGAAUGGGAAUUUUUAGACUAGUCUGUUAUUCGGGUUGUUGGGUUAUGUCGUUCGUUUUGGGUUAUGAUUUGAUGGGCUGGGCUGGCCCCCCUGUUUUGGUCGUUCGUUUCUCUUGGUUGCUCGGAUGGAGGAAUCCUUAGGUAUAUCUACGGGAAAAAGUAGAACAAAAAUACAAGUUUUGAGUAUAUCAGCG